AAUUUGUACAUACAUGAAGUACAAUUAUCUAUAAAAUUAUGAAAAAGCAAUGAAGUUUGAGUAAUUAUUUCUUACAUUGCAUCAAGAAAAUUACAUUACUUGAUGCCUUAUAUUUAGCCACAGUCUAGUUGUGGUAACGAUUUACAUUCUAACCCUUUUUAGGGUUGUAUCGGUAUUUCACGCAAAAAUAUCUGUAAAAGACUAUACGUCUUUUUUUUCAGUUUACAAAUAUGACAUCAAUUCUAAAAACAUUUAACAGCUUUCAACUGUUUAACAAAUGUUUAAAGCCAAGGCUUGACAUGAUGGCAGUUCUUACUCGUGGCAGGAGGCAAAAUCCUCCACCAAGAAAACGUCAUCCAGAAUGGCUUCCAAAGCCAACACGUGUACUGUAUGAUGAAGUACUUACUCCAGAAAAUAAAGAAUUCAUCUCAGAAUAUGUUGCAUCUAAUGAUGGAUUACACAAUAAGUCUCCACUAAAUGCAGAAUUAAUUCCAACUACACCAUGGACCCCAAAAUCUAAACGUACUGGUUUAAUUGGCAAAAAAAUAGGUGUAUAUCCAAUGUGGCUAAAAAAUGGUACAAGAGUAUUAGCUACUUUAAUACAGAUUAUCGAUAAUGAAGUUGUAAAAUAUAUACCACCAGAAGAAUUUAACCCAGUCGUACACUCUAAACAUAAACAUGUUAAAGUGAAAAAUGGUUCUCUUGUACUAGGUGCAAUAAAUAUUGAUCCACAGAAACUUACUAAGGAGUAUUUUGGAAUAUUUAGCAAAGCUGGAGUUACACCAAAGAAAAUACUAAUGAGAUUUGUGGUUUCACCAAAUGCUGCUCUCCAACCAGGAACUUCAUUAUCUGCAGCCCAUUUUAAGCCAGGAGAAUUCCUUGACAUUCGAGGAAAAACGAUAGACCGUGGCUUCCAAGGUGUCAUGAAAAGGUGGGGAUUUAAGGGUAUGCCUGCAUCACAUGGUAUAACUAAAUCACAUAGAAGGGGAGGAAAUAUAGGUGCAGGAGGUGGACGAGCUAGAGUGAUGCCAGGUACUAAGAUGCCUGGACAUAAGGGAAAUCGAUGGCGUAUUCUCAAAGGUGUAAAGAUACUACGAAUAAACACCAAAUACAAUGUACUUUGGGUAUUAGGUCCCAAUAUACCAGGAGAAGUAAAUACCAUGUGUUAUUUAUACGAUACAAUUAUUCCAACUAAGAAGAAUACUUCACCAUAUUUUCCUACAUACUUACAAGAUGAACAGACUGGUGAACUUCCUGAAAAUCUUUAUGCAGAUGAUGUCCAAGCAUUUAAUGAUCCUAAUAUUGUAUUUGAACCUGAAUCGUCAUAA
This is a messenger RNA of Habropoda laboriosa, 1328 nucleotides long. RefSeq names its product 39S ribosomal protein L3, mitochondrial (gene mRpL3). NCBI's taxonomy places the organism in Eukaryota, Metazoa, Arthropoda, Insecta, Hymenoptera, Apidae. Gene Ontology annotation, biological process: translation. The transcript is spliced from 7 exons. The record is from RefSeq and is a predicted model, not a curated record. Bases 231 to 1328 code for a protein of 365 amino acids. Gene Ontology annotation, cellular component: ribosome; mitochondrial large ribosomal subunit. Gene Ontology annotation, molecular function: structural constituent of ribosome.